Phacochoerus africanus (Common warthog) is the source of this 1202-nucleotide messenger RNA. It is a transcript of the gene NKIRAS1, whose product is annotated as NFKB inhibitor interacting Ras like 1. The record is from RefSeq and is a predicted model, not a curated record. Gene Ontology annotation, biological process: canonical NF-kappaB signal transduction. NCBI's taxonomy places the organism in Eukaryota, Metazoa, Chordata, Mammalia, Artiodactyla, Suidae. The transcript has 5 exons. The coding region runs from base 302 to 880 and encodes 192 amino acids. Gene Ontology annotation, molecular function: GTPase activity; GTP binding.
AGUUUCGCGGCCGGGCCCCCCGUCUGGACCUCCAGCCGUGGGGAGAAGGCAGCUGGGGGCGGGGCUCCCGGGGCGAGUCUUGCAGUGAGGCUGUGCAGCCGCGGUGGAGCGGUGCAGUUGCGCUGCUCUCCUCGGGCUCGGAGGGGCGUGCAGAUGCUGUCUUGUUCACGCAGUUUGUUUGGAAGAUUAUUGAAGGGGAAGCUUGGAAAAAGAGCUGGUCAUCUGUUAAUUACUUACUCCUCAUUUCCACUUUUAUCCUCAGAAGAACAGACAAGUUAGAUAAGUGGUAGCCUAAGAGAAGAUGGGAAAGGGCUGUAAAGUUGUGGUUUGUGGCUUGUUAUCUGUGGGAAAAACAGCAAUUUUGGAGCAGCUCCUUUAUGGGAAUCAUACUGUUGGAAUGGAAGAUUGUGAAACAAUGGAAGAUGUGUAUAUGGCCUCAGUGGAAACGGAUCGCGGAGUAAAGGAGCAGUUACAUCUUUAUGACACCAGAGGCCUACAGGAGGGUGUGGAGCUGCCAAAGCAUUAUUUUUCAUUUGCUGAUGGCUUUGUUCUUGUGUACAGCGUGAAUAACCUUGAAUCCUUUCAAAGAGUAGAGCUUCUGAAGAAAGAAAUUGAUAAGUUCAAAGACAAAAAAGAGGUGGCAAUUGUCGUAUUAGGAAACAAAAUUGAUCUUUCUGAGCAGAGACAGGUGGACGCAGAAGUGGCACAACAGUGGGCCAGGAGCGAGAAGGUGCGGCUGUGGGAGGUGACAGUCACGGACCGGAAAACUCUGAUCGAGCCGUUCACUCUGUUAGCCAGCAAACUCUCCCAGCCCCAGAGCAAAUCAAGCUUCCCUCUGCCUGGGAGGAAGAACAAAGGGAAUUCUAGCUCUGAGAACUAAAAAGUGGAAUGCCACAAUCAUUUGCUGAAUAGUGACUGCCUUUAGGUAUCUGUGAACAGACAUAUUUAAAACAGGACAUGUCUACCUUUGGUCUUUAGGAAAUCCCUAGGGAAUUAAUUUAAUGCACUUUUAGUUAUAAUUAAGUUAUAUGAGCUAAUUAAGUUAUUAUUGCCUGAUAUGAAAUACUAGCUUUCUCAUUGUUUGAAACUUGUCCCUGAAACCAGCACCUUUGUUACAUUUAUGUUGAACUUGUCAAAAGAAUAAAGUUUGAGUGGUAUGCUACUUAUAGUAGCAUAAAUAAAAGUAGAGUGGUAUGCUAAAA